Messenger RNA from Pseudocercospora fijiensis CIRAD86, 703 nucleotides. RefSeq lists its product as uncharacterized. The record is from RefSeq and is a predicted model, not a curated record. NCBI's taxonomy places the organism in Eukaryota, Fungi, Ascomycota, Dothideomycetes, Mycosphaerellales, Mycosphaerellaceae. The transcript has a single exon. The coding region runs from base 47 to 655 and encodes 202 amino acids.
AAAGGACGGCUUGAUUCCUCACAUCCUGCUCCCACUGCCCAAUCCCAUGGAGAUUCAAAAGCCACCCAGCAAGGAAGCCCGCCUGAACAUGAUCAUCAGCAAUAUCGAGAGGCAGCAGAACCAUGUCAAAUCACGCAUUAUUGAGACUGCCAAGCGCAAGCGCAAGCUUUCUGCAGUCGAACAUGGCGUGGAAGCAAUGGACGUCGAUGGGCCUCGAGGUCGUGCGCUCCCGUCUCAACAUCCUACAAUGGAGCAGAUGCUGGCUGCCAUGAACACACCAUACACAGAGUCUAUGGGAGAUCCUUAUCUGAGGCCAGAUGCCACGCUUCCUCCUCCACCACCCGGCACCCGGCAGGUAACGCCUCCACCCGAGAUCAAGCUCGCCAAAGAGACUCUCGAUCAAAUUGAGCUGUAUGAGAAGCAUGCUUCACGGACAAGAAAUUUCUUCAAGGCUGCUUUGCAGAGAGAACGACGACGUAACUCAACUGGAGGAUCUGCUGCUUCCGCCCCAUGGAAUGUGAGGAGGACGAGCAGUGCGAGCGCUUCCGCCGUUAGGGGAGCGACAAGUCCUAAUAGAGAUCCCCGAAGAGUCAACGCAUCGCCUAUCGACAUCUCCCGUGAUCCACGACUUCAGCGGCGAGAUAGCAGGCCGUGAUCGACAAACAACAUGGUUUGGAAUCGAAGAUCAAGUCUUGCGCAUGCC